AUGAUGCAAGGUUUAUUAGAAAAUAAACUAUAUGAAAAAGCAUUAGAUAUAUUUAAACAAAUGCCUUUUAAACCAAAUGAAAUUAUUCUUAUUAUUCUUUUUAAAAUUUGUAGUGAAUUUACAAAUGAACAAACAUUUCAAUUAGCUAAGAAUAUGUUUAAUGAAAUGCCAAAAAUAUUUUAUGAAAAAUUAUCUUUAAUUAAUUCAUAUAUACAUAUGUUAAUGAAAUUUGGUGAAAUAUCUGAUAGUGAAAAAUUAUUUUUUCUUAUUGAAAAUAAAGAUACAACUAGUUAUACAGUGAUGAUGAAUGGUUAUAAUAUGAAUAAUAAACCAGAAGAAUGUUUGAAAAUUUUUAAACAAAUGCAAGAAAAAAAUAUUGUUGCUGAUGAAAUAACAUAUAUAAUUAUUCUUAAUGCAUGUUCACAAAUAGGUUUAUUAUCAAUAUAUGAACCAAUUGUUAAUAAAAUUCCUUCGAAUUUAUUAAAACAUCAUCGUUUACAAGCAAUAUUGAUCGAUAUGUGGGGAAAAGUUGGUCAUGUUGAUAAAGCAUUAAAAAUAUUUGAACAUAUUGAAAAACCUGAUGUAAUGAUUUAUACAGCGAUGAUUAAUGCAUUUGGUCUUAAUGGAAAAGGUCAUGAAGCUAUUGAUUUGUAUCGACAAAUGCCUAUUGAUAUUCAAAAUGAAUUUACUCAUAUAUCUGUAUUAAAUGCAUGUUCUCAUUCAGGUCUUAUCAGUGAAGCUCAAUCGAUAUUUAAUAAUAUUCAAUUUAAAACAAAAAGAAUAACUACUGUUAUGGUAGAUUGUAUGAGUCGAAUGUUUAUGUUUGAUGAAGCUCAAAAAAUAAUUGAUGAUUUUGAAUUAUCUCAUCCACCUGGUUUUGUCAUGUAUAUGGCAUUAUUAUCUGCUGCACGUAAUCAUCGAAAUUCUAUUAUCUCAGAAAAAAUAUAUAAUCGAAUGAAAAAUUUAUUUCCACAAAAGAAACAAGGUCUUAUAGCUGCAUCUGUACUUCUUUCAAAUACUUAUUUAUCUAUUGGAGAAGAUGAAAAAGCAAAAGAAAUUCGAUUUAAACGAUUAAGUGAAAUAGGAAAGAAUAAAAUAGUUGGAAUAACAUGGACUGAAGUAAAUGGUGAAGUUGUACAAUUUAGAGCACAUGAUCAUAGUCAUCCUCGUUCAAAAGAAAUAUAUGCUGAAAUAACACGAAUAUCUACUGAACUUAAAGAAAAUGGACAUCAAUAUGAUUCUAAAUGGAUUACACGUGAAAUAAAUGAUAAUGAAAGUAUUGAAUCAGUUUUAUGUGGACAUAGUGAAAAAUUAGCUAUAGCUUAUAAUUUUAUACAACAGCCAAUACCAAAUAUUAUUCAUGCUACUAAAAAUCUUCGUAUAUGUGGUGAUUGUCAUUCUGCUAUAAAAUUAAUUGUUAAAAUUCGUCAACGUCCAAUUAUUAUUCGUGAUGCUAAUCGUUUUCAUCAUUUUGAUAUAAAUGGACAAUGUUCUUGUCAAGAUCAUUUUUAA
Rotaria sp. Silwood1 is the source of this 1512-nucleotide messenger RNA. The record is from the annotation of a GenBank genome assembly. Lineage: Eukaryota; Metazoa; Rotifera; Eurotatoria; Philodinida; Philodinidae.